Messenger RNA from Closterium sp. NIES-65, 2625 nucleotides. NCBI's taxonomy places the organism in Eukaryota, Viridiplantae, Streptophyta, Zygnematophyceae, Desmidiales, Closteriaceae. The record is from the annotation of a GenBank genome assembly.
AUGCCUCGCUGCGUCCCAAGUACCUCCCGUGCCGCGCGCUGUGACCCGCUUCGCGCGGCUCCGCCAGCCAGUCGUCCCCCGCGCCGCGCGGGCCGUGCGGGUGCGCUGCGUUCCCGUUUCCUCGCAACGCUGGAAUGUCCUCCGCGGCGCUGGGUCGCAGCCAACCCGCGCCUUUUUGCCGCGCCACGACGUCUCCGGCGUGACUCAACCGCGCUGCUGCUGCCGGUGCUGCUGCUUCUCACCCUGCAGCUGCUCCCCUCCCCGCUCUUAACUGACGUGUCCGCGGAGUCUAAUGACGUGUCGCCGCCCGUACCAGCGAGCCCGAGUAGCACCAAGGCCCGUCACUUGGCUAGUACUAGACCGAGCGACGAGGUUGCUUCCAGCGCGCAGCAUUCCAACGCCAGACCACCCCCUCGCGUGCCUGACGGUACUGCCGCUGCAAGUGGCUCCGGCUCUCGCGGAAAAUGCACCGGAGAAAAGUGCCAGCAGCCCCGUACACAUCCGAAGCAGCCUGCAGCACGCCACGCGCCCACCAGCAAGCAGUCUGUCGCAGUGCGAGGCGGCUCUGCUGUGCACGCCACCGCCGUGAACCCGCCUGCUAAAUUCCCUUCCACCCGUCGCCGCUCACCUCUUCCCUCACCCUCGAAAAAGAAACCCUUAGUGUCAUCGUCGUCGUCGCCGUCGUCGUCCUCCUCCUCCUCCAGCCUUCAGCCGGCCACACAGAGACCAGCAGCAGCAGCAGCAACGACAGUGGGGGCAGGGGAGAGAGCAGGAGGAGCGGCGCAGCUGCAGAGCAGCAGCAAGGCGAGCGCGCGGGCUGGGAGCGCAGCAGCAGCAGCAGCACCGUCGCCGUUGGAGAAGAUUAUUCAAUGGAUCAGCCAGAUCAUGGGGCGCCGCAAGCGCAAGAACAACCGCCCCCCAAGUCCUCCUCCAAUUGAUCCGCGCCUGGGGCUGAAGCCGCCCAAGGCGGAGGUGCUGGAGGAGGCGCACGCGAGCUUCAACCCGGUGUCGCCGUUCGUCACCACGGGGGUCACGUUUGACGCUGCCACGGGUGUGCCGGACUACUUCUCCACGCUGGAGGCUGCUGUUGACCACUCGGAGAUCCUCAGCGACCCGGGCGACCAGGGCAUGUGCGCCUCAUGCUGGGCGUUUGCAGUGGAAGCGGCGGUGCAAGGCGCGUUCCGUCUGUUCUCGGGGUAUUUCACGACAAAGACCAGCCUGGCGGUGCAGCAGGUGUUGGACUGUUCCGUGGGCGGCUGCCGGGGGGGCUAUCCCCAGGACGCUCUGCAGAUGUGGACGGAGAGGAAUGUGACUGUGAGCGAUGUGUACCCUUACACAGCCAAGAAGGGCGAAUGCAAGGAAGCGACAGCACCGCACGGACAAUCCCAAUCACAGAGCCACCUCUCUUCCUUUUCCUCUCACUCCUCAUCUUCCCCAUCGUUCCCCUCCUCCGCUGGCGCUUCCCUCUCCUCCUCGUCCUCCUCCUCGUCCUCUGCUGCGUCCGUGUCCCCGCUGGGCUAUGUCUCGGGGGUAUCGGUGUCAAUCAACAUGUUCGAGCAGGUACCGCUGCCGGGAGCGGUGGGGCUGAUGCGGGUGCUGAUGAAGCAGCCAGUGAUAGUGAGCAUCUAUGCAUCCAUGCAGGACUUUCAGGCGUACGAUGACAGCGGCAGUGUGUAUGACAACGAGGAGUGCUUCGACCCGUCCGCGCCCGUGCUGGACCACGUGGUGCUGGUGACGGGGUACGUGUUCGGGGGCGUGUCGUCCAACGAGAACUACUUCAUCAUCCGCAACAGCUGGGGCACAAGCUGGGGGCUCAACGGCUACAUGCUCAUCUCCAUGACAGCUGGUGCCGCGGGCAUCUGUGGGAUGACGUACCAGCGAGGGCUGUACCCCGUGCUGCACAGCGGGGCGAGCGCGCCAGUGAACUCGUAUCAGGUGCAGGCAGGGGACACGUGCUACGGCAUCUACGUCUUCCACGGCCUCUCAGAGGCCGACUUCCUCGCACAGAACCAGGAUGUGGACUGUAACAACCUGCAACAGGGCACAUACGUGCAGGUGGAGCGAACCACCAAGCCCGUAUGCUCCGUGCGCUAUCCAAUUUCCCAGGCGGAUGCAACGGCAGGCAACUGCAAUGCCAUCAACACGCGCUUCUCCAUCGAUGCUGCUACUAUCAAUCCCGGGCUCGACUGUGCCAACUUGGUCCCGGGACAGCAGAUCUGUGUGGAGUGGAGUGACUUUGAGAAAGGCUCAAGCAACUACAUGCUGUGCACGCAGUACCAGGACAUCACGCCCACCACCACGUGCGCGUCUGUUCUCUCCACGUACGACCUCACGUGGCGCUCCCUCUACCGCUUUAACCCCGGCUUGCUGUGCGACAAUAUCAAUGGGCUUGCUGGACAAGAGGUAUGUGUUGCCGGGGAGCCACUGGGAGCGGUGGCGUGCGGUCCCUCGCGGUCCAAAAAGGUGGCAAACCGCAAGUACUCGGUGCAAGGAGGCGACAGCUGUGCCUCUCUUGUCGUUGUGCAGUUCAAGCGCCAGUACCCUCUCGUUUCAGAGCUAAAUCGAGGAUGGAUGUGCCGAACUCAAAGCCUUUACCAAGGAAUGCCCAUAUGCAUUCCGUCCUAG